Molecule: messenger RNA, 3240 nt
Organism: Hydractinia symbiolongicarpus
Lineage: Eukaryota; Metazoa; Cnidaria; Hydrozoa; Anthoathecata; Hydractiniidae
Exons: 5
Coding region: 2263-2967 (234 amino acids)
Source: RefSeq, a predicted model, not a curated record
CUUCUUUUAUACUUGAUAGAGAGUAGAUAUAAUAAAAGAAAAAACAGCAUGGCCCAAGGGAAGAUGAAAGUGAAGAAUGCUAACAUUCAGAAGAAAGCAAAACACUCGAAAAAAGUUUUAGGACCUAAAAAAGGAGGAAAAAGAAAAAUAGCACCCAAGAAAACACAGAAAGUCAAAGAACAGAAACUAAAAUUGCACUUGCAAAAAUCGAUUAAUCAUACAAUUGAAAUUGAAUUGGCACAGAAAGCAGGAGGCGGUAAUUUCUCUGUUUUAAAGGUACCUAAAAAAGCAAGUGAAAAGAAAGCAAAGGAAAAGACAAAGAAAUAAAAUGUAUUUUUUGAAUGGUUGGAUAAGGGUACCAAUUAAAAACUGGCCAGCUUGUGAUUUGUGCAGGAGCAGUAACCAAAUGUUAAGGUACCCAUAUACUCGCUUUUUAAAAGUCACCUGUUUCGGAUUUGUGACCACAGAUAUGGUCACGUGAGUUGGUCACGUGAGUUGGUCACGUGAGUUAGGAGGCUAAAAUAAGAAAGCUUAUUGCUUUUUUACGCACGUGAAUAAAAAAUUGAAUUAUUAGAACAUGAAUUUUUUAUAUGCACCAGGAAUAUUAAUUUGAUAUUUAUAUGUUUUACUGUAAACAUUUAAGAAUAUAUGUAAAGAGUGGAAAUUAAAUUGAUUUUUCUUUAACCUCGAAUGUUCUUAAGCGCAAAAUAUAUCUGCGGAAAUAGAUUUAGCUUGUUGAUUUUUUUUUCUUAUUCGUUUUUUCUUUAUUUUUGAUAAACCAGCUCUGUUCUUGCUGUGGGAAAUAACAUGUUUUGCUGCCAUGAAAAUUUAACCUGUUUAAUCAAUGAGCGACCUUUAUCCAUUGUCAAAGUUAGUUAAAAGCUUUUAGACGUUUAAAAUGAAUGGUACACUCGAAUAUUUAAUCUUCUAGUGCAAUAUAAUAAAAGAAUGAGGCGCUAAAACAUUGAAAAUGUUAUUUAUCAUAUUUUCCCUCGCUGCACCAGCUUAUGUUGAUAAAUAACAAAACGUGUGGAACAUGUCUGAAAAGGUAAAUUGCUUUUUGUUCAUCAUGCAAAAUAUUUGUGGAAAGCAAAGCCCUUUUAAUUUUUGGCGUCAAAAUUAAUUCUCGCGAAAUUUAAACAAUUUUCCCCUCACUAUAUCUAAUACAUAAAUUCAAACUUUACAACAGUCUUUAUUUUAUGGUUUUUUUACAUUAAAGACUUUGGAACACAGUAUAAAUUGAAAGAGAAAUGUUAAAUCCCUUUUUUGCAAAAUUCGUGAAACUUAAUUUAUGCGAAAUAUUAGGACUUGAUAGGUCUUUUUUGCCAAAAUUAAAGGUUGCCAAUUGUAUUCUCAUGCUAAACGUUCUUAGUCAACAGGAUCGUUUAUACUUUAGUGUCCAUGACGUUUAAUGUAUGUAAAAAAGAGAAUUGGUGUUAAUUUCUUCUUCAACCCAAUGUUUGUAUUUAUUUAUUGUUUUACUGCGCGUACAACUCAUCACUAGGUUUUGCCGCAUACCAUUUGAAGUAGGUGACUAUUCUUGCUGUGUAAACACAGAACAAUCGUACGAAAAAUUUUAUUUACACCAAGUUGCAUACAAUAACAAAAAUUUUUCAACGAAUAACUCAUAUUUUUCUAAAAUUCAAUUUUGAAAUCAACCACGCUUUACAUCUUUAAUAGCUUUAAAAAACAGAGGGCAAUAAGAGAUGUACUUUCACAGCUAAUUUGCAGAAAGUUGAGAAAGUUAAGAGUAAAUUUAUUAUAAGUUUGUCUCCUGCCGACAAGUAUUUAGGUAUAAAAAGGGUUAAACUCUAUAAUUUACAAAAAAAACUCCCAAAGUUAUAAAACAUUCUGGCUCGCCCUAAUGUCUCUAUAAAGAAAAGUCGGGUACACUCGCAAUAUAGCGUAAGUGAGAAUGAAAAACAAACGUGUAAAUUAUUCUUACUCAUGCUGAUUAGAAAAAAAAAAUUGACGAAGUGAGGAGUCUAUGGAGAGUUUCCCCAGAACAAUUUUGUAUAAUUUCCUCAACAUAUUUUAGCCUAAAACGUAUAGAAAUAUACCGUCCCAAUAUAUACGAGGUUGCCUAGCAACAAACUACAGUUUUUGAUGUGUUAAAAAAAUUGAUGAAAGCACUAGAGAGAUGAAAAUAUGUUCAUCUUAAUUUGUUAUAAGCAGUGUGAGAUGACUCUCGUGUGUAGAUGUUGAAAAAAUGCAGUUUUUUUAAAGAUUGUCCAUAAUUGAUUUUUAUUGGGCGAGUGUACUAUGCAUUCCAACAAAAAGAGGUUUAAAAAUGCUAGCCUUGCAGUGAUCGCACUCUCCAGGUUCCAAGAUAAGGAGCGUCCUUAUUUACUACCGACAGAGAAAAGUUUGCUCAGUGUGGUCAUGGAAGGAGAACAGUCCGAAUAUAAAAAAUUUUUUUCAAGAAAUACUGACGAUUUACCAGCAAUGUCUGCCGCUAUGGAGGCGGUAAUGAGAGACAUGCGAGGGAAUUCGAAUACGGCUGCCAUUUUGGAAAAAAAUCCAUCGUUACGUCAGAAAGAAUCCCCGCGUCGUUAUUUUCUUCCACCAAUCACAACAUCCAAACCAGGAACAUUAACCAAUAGCGGUCAAUCCCAUUGUUCGAUGGAAAAAAUUACUGAAGAUGAAAAUGAAGCGAAUGGGAAUGACAGUGAUAACGGUGUGCGUACAGACGCAUCAACGGAAUUACAUGGCAGUAGUUUAUCCGCUGAAAAGAAAAAUAAUAUUUCAAAGCAUGGACGCACAAAGGGCGUUAGCGGUGAAAAUACAUCGGUUCCUCGCAGAAAAGUUUCUGUUACAAGUAAAACAGAGAAGUUGUUGAAACGAAGCGAUGCUUUAGAAGUUAAACUCACUUCGUAUCAAAACGAACUGGACAAAUCACAAGUAAAUAGAAAACUCUCAAAAUCUAAUAAGACAGUAGGGAAAGCAUUGCUACAAAACAGAAGGUAGCAUUGUAGGGAAGGAUUCCCAGGCACUGUUUUUAUUUUCUAAGUUUGUAAUUUCUUCUAUAAUUGUAUUUCUUUAUUACAGGCAUGUUUAGAAUUUUAUAAAAAAUUUGCAACAAAUUUUGUCGAUUAUUUACAAAAGAAUUACAGAACUCAAAAUUUAAAAAAAGUUUGUGAGGUAAUAUUUGUUUGUUUGUUUGUUUGUUUUAUGCAUAUGGAAUUUUAUGUUUUUAUAUUGUAUAUUUUAUUACUUUUUAUAUACAAAAAACUUAAAUAA